This is a messenger RNA of Triticum turgidum subsp. durum (durum wheat), 1455 nucleotides long. Lineage: Eukaryota; Viridiplantae; Streptophyta; Magnoliopsida; Poales; Poaceae. The record is from the annotation of a GenBank genome assembly.
AUGGAGGAGGAGCUGAGCCAAAUGGAGCCCGGCACCAAGGUGACGCUGCAGCGGCAGGCGUCGUCGGGGUCCCUGACGCAGGGCCCGUCGGGGGAGCUCCGGCGGCAGACGUCGCUGGAGUCGUCCCCCCGCUCGGGGCGCGGCGGGAACCGGCACCUGUUCGGGCGGCAGUCGUCCAUGGACCCCAACCGGCGGCGCGGCCGGAGCCAGAGCCCCGUGGGCUCCCAGGCCGACCAGGACCUCGCCGUGCCGGACAACCUCGAUUCCACCAUGCAGCUGCUCUUCCUCGCCUGCCAGGGCGACGCGCCCGGCGUCGAGGCGCUGCUCCACGGCGGCGUCGACGUCAACAGCAUCAACCUCGACGGCCGCACCGCGCUGCACGUCGCUGCCUGCGAGGGCCAGCGCGAGGUCGUCAGCGUGCUGCUCGACUGGCAGGCCAACAUCGACGCCCGCGACCGAUGGGGCAGCACGGCGGUGGCCGAUUCCAAGUGUUACGGCCACAUGGACAUCUACGAUCUUCUGAAAUCUCAUGGUGGAAAGGCCCCGAGAAACAGGAGGACGCCGAUGAUGGUGUCGAACCCCGGGGAGAUACCGGAGUACGAGUUGAACCCCGGCGAGCUCCAGUUCCGGAAAGGGGACGAAGUGCUCAAGGGCACGUACCAAGUUGCAAAAUGGAACGGAACCAAGGUCUCCGUUAAAAUAGUCGACAGAGAAACCUACUCCGAUCAGGAAGCCAUAAACUCUUUCAGGCAUGAGCUGACGGUAUUCGAGAAGGUCCGGCACCCGAAUGUCGUCCAGUUCAUCGGAGCCGUCACGCAGAACAUACCCAUGAUGAUUGUUUCUGAAUACCAUGCAAAUGCUGAUUUAGGAAGCCUUAUUCAGAGGAAAGGAAGGCUGAAUGGCCACAAGGUGCUGAGAUAUGCCCUUGACAUUGCCAGGGGCAUGACUUAUCUGCAUCAGUGCAAGCCAGACCCCAUCAUCCACUGCGACCUAAAGCCAAAAAAUAUCUUCCUGGAUAAUGGAGGCCUAAUGAAGGUCGGAGGGUUCGGGCUGAUGAGGCUGUCCAAGAUGGCUCCUGACAAGGUGAAACUGAUGAACCACGAGGCCAUCGUCCACACCUCCAGUUACUACACUGCGCCUGAGAUGCACAGAAACGAGGUGUUUGACAUGAGCGUCGACGCGUACGCAUUCGGCUUCAUCCUUUACGAGAUGGUUGAAGGACUGCCCAACAUGGAAUCCACAACCGUCAUAGCCCGAUGCGAGGGGAUGCGGCCGUCGCUGAAGAACAAGCUCAAGGGGUACCCUUCAGACUUCAAAGGGCUGAUCGAGGAGUGCUGGGAGACGCACCCGAUGGCGCGGCCGACCUUCUCGGAGAUGAUCGUCCGGCUGGACAAGAUCUACGCGCACUGCAUGAAGCACGGGGCCUGGAAGGAGUCGCUCAAGAUCUGGAAAUGA